CCACCCAGCCAUAAUCUGGAGAUGAAGCACCUGCCCGGUGCUGACCCUGAGCUUGUGCUCCUCAGCCACCGAUACGAGGAGCUGGAGAGAAUCCCCCUGAGUGACAUGACCCGGGAAGAGAUCAACCAGCUGGUGCAGGAGCUGGGCUUCUACCGCAAGGAGAUGCCUGAUGCCCCUGUGCCUGAAGAGUUCCAGUUUGCCCCUGCCAGGCCUCUGCCCACCCUGCCGCCCCACCAAACUUCCACCACUGAUGGCAAGACCCUACAGGAACAUGACAAGGAAGAACACCCAGACCUCUAG
Pterocles gutturalis (yellow-throated sandgrouse) is the source of this 300-nucleotide messenger RNA. It is a transcript of the gene SELENOM, whose product is annotated as selenoprotein M. The record is from RefSeq and is a predicted model, not a curated record. NCBI's taxonomy places the organism in Eukaryota, Metazoa, Chordata, Aves, Pterocliformes, Pteroclidae. The coding region runs from base 22 to 300 and encodes 92 amino acids. The transcript has 2 exons. Gene Ontology annotation, molecular function: oxidoreductase activity. Gene Ontology annotation, cellular component: endoplasmic reticulum lumen.